AUGGCCCUCCACAAGGACCCGACAGUCCGCCUGCUGUGGAGAAGUGACCUGGAGCAGCUAAGGAAGAUCCGUCGACGUAGCCCGCACGACGACACCGAGGCUUUCACUGUAUUUCUGCGAUCAGAUGUGGAAGUCAAAGCUCUAGAUGUGUGGGGAAGUCCUGAAGCCCUUGACAGAGAGCAGAAACUCAGGAAAGUGGAGGAGAGGGAGUAUGAAGAAAAUAUUUUCCAGAAGCAGCAGUUGCUAAAGGAGUACAAAGAUUUCUGGGGAAACACGAAGCCCCGAUCAGGCAGCAAGAGGGCGACAUUUUCACAAGGGCCGGGGAAGGUUGUGUUGGUGGCCAUAUGCAUUAAUGGACUGAAUUUCUUCUUCAAGCUCCUGGCUUGGGUGUACACUGUAUCAGCCAGCAUGUUCUCAGAGGCCAUUCACUCCCUGGCUGACACCUGCAACCAGGCUCUUCUUGCAAUCGGCAUCAGCCAGUCUGUCCGGAACCCUUACGCUGUCCACCCAUACAGCUUCUCCAACAUGCGCUACAUCGCCUCGGUCAUCAGUGGCGUGGGCAUUUUCAUGAUGGGAACGGGUCUCUCUUGGUACCACGGCAUCAUGGGACUGCUGCACCCACAGCCAAUCGAGUCUCUGCUUUGGGCUUACUGCAUCUUGGCAGGAUCUCUGGUCUCAGAAGGAGCAACACUGCUAGUGGCCAUUAAUGAAAUUAAAAAGAGUGCAGGCCAGCAAGGAGUGUCCUUCUACGAAUAUGUAAUGCAGAGCCGAGACCCCAGCACUAAUGUGGUGCUGCUGGAGGACUCUGCUGCUGUGCUGGGAGUGAUCAUGGCCUCCAGCUGCAUGGGGCUCACCUCGCUCACAGGUAACCCGCUGUAUGACAGCCUAGGCUCUCUGGCUGUGGGAACGCUCCUGGGUGUCGUGUCAGCCUUCCUCAUCUACACAAACACGGAGGCCCUGCUGGGACGCUCCAUCCAGGCCGAACACGUCCAGAAACUCACAGAGUUCCUGGAGAAUGAUCCCGCUGUCCGGUUAGUCAGUGGCUGCCAUGUGUCCCAGGGUUGUUUUCAUAAGGGAAAGGGGGAUACCGAGUCAGUUGUCCAACUGAAAUUUCUUCCGCAUUUAACCCAACCCUCUGAGUCAGAGAGGUGCGGGGAGCUGCCUUAAUCGACAUCCAAGUCUUCCUGCACAAGGCCAGAAUGACAGAUUAUGUUGUCAGCUCAGGGAUUCAAUCCAGCAACCUUCCUGUUACUGGCCCAAAAUUGCUGUUAGGUCAGUGGCGCUUCAGCCUCAGGCCUCUCUAUCCCUGUACCAGGGUUAUGUUCAUUAGGCACCAAACUGAAGAAAAACAGGGUGGGA
Oncorhynchus gorbuscha (pink salmon) is the source of this 1359-nucleotide messenger RNA. RefSeq names its product zinc transporter 9-like. The coding region runs from base 1 to 1167 and encodes 388 amino acids. Gene Ontology annotation, molecular function: monoatomic cation transmembrane transporter activity. The record is from RefSeq and is a predicted model, not a curated record. Lineage: Eukaryota; Metazoa; Chordata; Actinopteri; Salmoniformes; Salmonidae. The transcript has 12 exons. Gene Ontology annotation, cellular component: nucleus; membrane. Gene Ontology annotation, biological process: transmembrane transport; zinc ion transport; positive regulation of transcription by RNA polymerase II.